CAUCUUCACUUCAAUAGUCACUAAGAAGAAAACACCAAGGACAUACCCCUUUUCUGAUAUCAUCCUAAUUUCUUCUUCUCUGCCACAUAAUUCCAUCUGAUCUUUGAAGUUUACUGUAAUCUAAUGAUUACACAUAGCUUGGGAUCCUUGGAAUUGUAUCAAAGAUCAUCUAUAAGCUCAUCAAACUAAAGAUGAAAAAGAAAGGAGUUGAAGCAAGUCCAGUUGUUGUUGUAGUGUUUUUUAUGUUCAUGUUCUUGUUUUUCAGUUUUGUCGUGUCUGAUAAUGCUGAUGAAGAAAUUGAACUUCUUUUGUCUUUCAAGUCAUCAAUCCGGGAUCCUUCUGGUUUCCUCUCAAACUGGGAUUCAUCUUCCACUUUUUGUCAGUGGCACGGCGUCACUUGCAAUAAUCUCGCUCAUGUCGACAGACUUGAUCUUUCUGCAAAAAACUUAUCUGGGAAAUUAGUUUCCUCGUCGAUUUUCCAUUUGCCUUUUAUCCAGACUUUAAAUCUCUCCAACAAUCAGCUGUAUGGAAUUCCCGAGGAUAUGUUUUCUUCAUCUUCUUCAUCGCUUCGGCUUCUCAACCUUAGUAACAAUAAUUUCACAGGUCAAAUACCAAAAGGUUCCAAUCCAGACCUCGAGGUAUUGGAUCUUUCAAACAACAUGCUGUCCGGGGAAAUCCCACUAGAAAUCGGAUCGUUUUACAGCCUAAAAUAUCUCGAUCUUGGUGGGAAUGUUUUGGUUGGAAAAAUUCCAACCUCGAUCUCAAACAUCACAAAUUUGCAGUUCUUGACUUUGGCUUCAAACCAGUUAAUUGGCCCCAUUCCACAUGAACUAGGCAAAAUGAAGAGCUUGAAGUGGAUAUACGUCGGCUACAACAAUCUUUCGGGUCAAAUUCCAGAAGAGAUCGGAACGUUAACUUCCUUGAAUCAUCUUGAUCUUGUCUACAACAAUCUCACCAGCCAAAUCCCAUCAUCCCUGGGAAAUCUCAGCGACCUUCAGUAUCUUUUUCUUUACCAAAACAAGCUUACAGGUCCAAUUCCAAACUCCAUUUUUGGACUCAAAAAGCUGGUCUCUCUUGAUCUUAGUGAUAAUUCGUUAUCUGGUGAGAUAUCUGAACUGGUAAUUCACUUGCAAAACUUGGAGAUUCUUCAUCUUUUCGGAAACAGCUUUACGGGUAACAUCCCGAAGGCUUUGACUUCUUUGCCUCGUCUUCAAGUGCUUCAGCUUUGGUCCAACAGACUGUCAGGUGAAAUACCUGAAAGUCUUGGAAGACGUAAUAAUCUCACGAUUCUCGAUCUCUCCACAAAUAAUCUCACGGGUCGGAUACCAGAUGGAAUUUGCAGCUCGGGUCGGCUUUUUAAGCUCAUCCUUUUCUCAAAUUUGCUAGAAGGUUCCAUCCCAAAGAAUUUGAGCACCUGCACGUGUUUGCAGCGAGUAAGGCUUCAAAACAAUCGUCUGUCAGGCGAAUUAUCUUCGGAGUUCACGAAGCUCCCUCUCAUGUACUUCUUGGAUGUCUCGAACAACUAUCUUUCCGGCAACCUUGGAGACCAAAAAUGGGACAUGCCGUCGCUUGAAAUGUUGAACUUGGCAGGAAACAGGUUUUCAGGGAAGUUGCCACAUUCAUUCGGCAGCCAAAAGAUUGAGGUCUUGGACCUGUCGAGGAGCGGAUUUGCUGGUACUAUUCCACCUAGUUUGGGAAGCUUGACGGAGUUAAUGCAAUUAAGCCUAUGUGGAAACAAGCUGAUCGGUGAAAUCCCCGAGGAGUUAUCUUCAUGCUACAAGCUCGUGAGUCUAGACUUAAGCCAUAACCAACUCAGUGGUCGAAUUCCAACAGGUUUCGCAGAUAUGCCUGUUCUUGGUCAUCUUGAUUUGUCCGAGAAUCAAUUAUCCGGUGAAGUACCACAGCAGUUGGGGAAAAUGGAAUCGUUAAUUCAAUUGAACAUUUCUCACAACCAUUUACAGGGUAGUUUACCGUCUACCGGGGCCUUCCUUGCUAUAAAUUCAAGUGCAGUGGCUGGUAAUGAUCUUUGUGGAGGAGAUGAGACGAGUGGUUUACCACCAUGCAAAAAGGUUAAGCAUCGGGAUUGGUGGUUCUUGUUUGUUAUUUGUUCUCUCGGGGCCUUAGUUUUGCUCGUCGUUGCUUCUUUUGUCUUCAUAUUCAUUCGACGAAGAAACAAUUUGGAGCUGAAAAGAGUGGAAAACGAAGAUGGAAUAUGGGAAUUGCAAUUCUUUGAUUCCAACGUUUCCAAGUCGGUCACAGUCGAUGAUAUCACACUCUCUGCGAAAGAAGUCAAUGGUAUAUGCAGAGGCAAGUCUUUCGUGGUGAAAGAAAUGAAGGAAGUGAACUCAAUUACACCGAGCUUUUGGUCUGAAAUCAAACGACUCGGCAAGCUUCAGCAUCCCAACAUUGUUAAUCUGAUCGGAACGUGUUGGUCAGACAAAGGUGCAUAUUUGUUUUACCAGUAUAUAGAAGGGAAACUUUUAAGUGAAACACUUCACAAUUUAACCUGGGAGAAGCGGCGAAAAGUCGCUAUGGGGAUUGCCAAAGCUCUACGAUUCUUGCAUUCCUAUUGUUCGCCAAGUGUAAUCGUCGGAGACAUGUCACCGGAGAGAGUUAUCAUCGACGGAAAAGAUGAACCUCGGUUACAGUUGAGCCUUCCUGGACUGUGUUCCAUAGCGAACAAGCCCUUCAUAUCUUCGGCGUACGUUGCACCAGAAGCUAGAGAAAGCAAAGAUAUGAGUGAAAAGAGUGAUAUCUAUGGAUUUGGCCUCAUUCUGAUUGGAUUAUUAACGGGGAAAAGCCCCGACGAUGGUGAAUUCGGGGAGCAACACCAAAGCAUGGUAGAGUGGGCUCGUUACUGCUACUCAGAUUGUCAUCUUGAUAUGUGGGUUGAUCCCCUGAUCAAGCCAGGCCAUGCAUUCAACGCCAACCCGAGCCAGAUCGUUGAAGCCAUGAAUCUAGCUCUCCAUUGCACCGCCGGCGACCCCAUGGCUCGGCCAUCCUCAACCGACGUAUCUAAAACUCUACUAUCCGCUUUCAAAAUAACUUCCUGUGUUUCAGCCCUAAAGUUUUCUUCAACUGUUUAGGUUUUCUACUAAUAAUUACACAGCCUGACUUUGUUCAGAAUUUUGGUUAAUUUCCUUUUUUGUUUUCCCAUGGUUUCGAGUUCUAAGUUACUAAAAUGAUUGUCAUCACUCAAAUGUUUUGUUUGAUGGUAUGCUGAAUACGUACUAUUGAGUGGAAAAUUGUAGAUAAUUUAAAUGCCUUCAUAAAUGAAUUACAUUUUCUGUU
This is a messenger RNA of Hibiscus syriacus, 3291 nucleotides long. Its product is annotated as probably inactive leucine-rich repeat receptor-like protein kinase At2g25790. Gene Ontology annotation, biological process: hormone-mediated signaling pathway; protein phosphorylation. Lineage: Eukaryota; Viridiplantae; Streptophyta; Magnoliopsida; Malvales; Malvaceae. Gene Ontology annotation, cellular component: plasma membrane. Gene Ontology annotation, molecular function: protein binding; ATP binding; protein kinase activity. The record is from RefSeq and is a predicted model, not a curated record.